Molecule: messenger RNA, 2275 nt
Organism: Gadus morhua (Atlantic cod)
Lineage: Eukaryota; Metazoa; Chordata; Actinopteri; Gadiformes; Gadidae
Product: porin
Exons: 10
Coding region: 120-968 (282 amino acids)
Biological process (GO): monoatomic anion transmembrane transport
Cellular component (GO): mitochondrial outer membrane
Molecular function (GO): voltage-gated monoatomic anion channel activity
Source: RefSeq, a predicted model, not a curated record
UGUGUCUCCUUCAUUGUGCCCUAUCCUCUGUAGGCUAAGCUAGCUGUCAUUCCCACAGCAGCAUCCAGACAGGGGUACAUUUGCAGAUUUUCCUCUCUAAACAACUUUUGCACCGCAUCAUGGCUGUCCCUCCCUCCUACGCAGACUUGGGCAAGUCUGCCAAGGACGUCUUUAGCAAAGGCUAUGGCUUCGGCGUGGUGAAGUUGGACCUAAAGACCAAGUCCCAGAGUGGAGUGAUGGAGUUCAACACGUCCGGCUCCAGCAACACGGACACUGGCAAGGCGGCUGGUAGCCUGGAGACCAAGUACAAGAUGAAGGAGCUGGGCCUGAGCUUCAACCAGAAGUGGAACACUGACAACACCCUGGCCACCGAGGUCACAGUGGAGGACCAGUUGGCGCAAGGGCUGAAGGUUGCUCUGGAUACGUCUUUCGUACCAAACACAGGGAAGAAGAGCGGCAAGCUGAAGACCGCCUUCAAGCGCGACUUUGUCAACGUGGGUUGCGACAUCGACUUCGAGGGUCCCAUCGUGCACGCGGCGGCCGUUCUGGGCUACGAGGGCUGGCUGGCCGGCUACCAGAUGGCGUUCGACACGGCCAAGUCCAAGCUGACCCAGAACAACUUCGCCCUGGCUCACAUCGCCGGAGACUUCCAGCUGCACACCAACGUCAACGACGGGACUGAGUUCGGGGGCUCCAUCUACCAGAAGGUGAACGACGAGCUGGAGACAGCCGUCACCCUGGCCUGGACGGCGGGCAGCAACAACACCCGCUUCGGCAUCGCCGCCAAAUACAAGCUGGACAAGGACGCGUCCAUCUCGGCCAAAGUCAACAAUGCCAGCCUGAUUGGCGUAGGCUACACCCAGAGCCUCAGGCCAGGCGUGAAGGUCACCCUCUCGGCGCUGAUCGACGGGAAGAACUUCAACGCGGGCGGACACAAGGUCGGCAUGGGCUUCGAGCUGGAGGCCUAAAGCCAGCCAGCCGUCCGGUUCAGGGUCGGCCAUCGAAGCCCCACCACAGCGCGUCUCUACACUCCAUCCGUCCACGGACUCCCAGUCCCACGAGCACCCCACCCCCCCCAGCCAUCCCAGUCUCCUGGCUCCUCUCUGGCCCCUCUCUCACACUCCAGUCACCCCUCCCCCCAUACACACAUCUUGAAUGGAGCAGUUUGAUGGUUAUAGUCCCGUCACGGCGUCAUGUUGAACAACAGAGGGGCCGACGACGUUGGAAGUUGUGUGCGUGUAUGUUUAUGUCUGUGCGUGUGUUGACAUUGUGUAGUACGAUUGUGAUGCAAUGCGCUUUUUUUAUAAAGCGGCCACAUUUAUCUCGCUAGGUCACGGCUUGCGUAGUGAUCGGUGUAAACGUGUAGCGUGUGUAUCCCCCCUGUAGUCUGUCAUGAAACAAGCAUGUCUGAAUGAAAAACCUAGAGAGUUCGCUUGAUCGCUUGGUUAAAAAUGGUGCUGUCUUUGCUUUUGGUUUGAGUAAAAAAUAGGGUUAGCCUAAACAUUUGUUUGGGGGAGGUCAUUGCCGACCUGGCUGGCCGUAAACCGAUCUAUAUAAAUGUUAAUUUUUAUCUUUUAAGUUUUGCCGGUUUUAUUUAUUGGUUCAGUUGCUGGUGGUCACACUCACAAGGUCAAAGCUAUGAGAAUUUGAGCACCCGACCAUUACUACAGAUGGCAUUUCCUGCUGCAAUAAGAUAAGUGCCAGUGGUGUGUUCCCUUUGAGAGGUCAAACAAUAUGCUGUUUGUUUUUGUUCAAACAAAUUUUCAGAAACCGAAACACUUCCUCGGUGUGUCUUUCUUCUGUUCUUUCUUAUCUGAGUGACAGAUGAAACCAAGAUGGCAGGAUCUUCGGAUAGGUUAUUUAGUUAGUUGGCAUUCCUACAAUGUUGGUUUCAUCUUUAUUUUGGUUGGCUAGUCAAGUCACAAAAGAAUUGUCACAGGAAAGUCUGCUUUUUAUUUUGUUUCACUUUCUCGAGAAACCAAACUCAUCAUUGCUCUGUUGGAAUGUUUACGGCAUUUCAGACCAAACAAUGCAUUUCAGACCAAACAAUGCGAAACCAUUCUUUAAAUCACACUGUGAUUAAAAUGAUGCAACAGGCUUGUCUGUUCCACACGACUAUCCUUUCUUCUGCUAGGGGAGAACCACAAAUCCCACAUCAUAUUGUGUUGUCAUAUGCUGGUUUUGUCAUUUCUUUGUGGUUUGGAAACAGUACGUAAUUUUCCAAUGUUAAGGGAAUUCUAAUAAGAAUAAAAAUAAAAAACAUUGUCUCAAUAUA